CCUUAGUCCCACUCUCUCUCGCUUCUGGGUAAGAGUUGCCGCGGGCAUUUACUCCCACCUCUCGGAUCUCAAGACCUAUCUCUCCGCUCUCUCCGGAAGCCUACGUUCCCUCUGUCAAAAUCCGACCUUUUGCUGAAAGAUCUCGCCUUUCCCGAUAGAUCUGCCAGCCCAACCCUUCAUGAGCUAGGUCUUGCUUGGAAACCGAGGAUUUGUGAAAAAGACGCGUUUUUUUUGGGGCGGGAGGAAAUCUUAGGUGGAUAUUAGGCUUGUUUCCCUCUUAGAAAACCGUGUGAGAGCUCUGGAGAUUAGGGUUUUUCGUUGGAGAGAUCUUAGAUUUGAUGAUGGUGAGAAUAGAGGUUGCUGUUCUUCUGCUUCUAGUGUCGGCUUGGGGGUUCGAGGUUGAAGCUGAUGAGUCUGAUCACCGGUACAAGGAGGGGGAUCAUGUCCCUCUGUAUGCUAACAAAGUGGGGCCUUUUCACAAUCCAAGUGAGACGUAUCGGUACUAUGAUUUGCCAUUUUGUUCACCAGAGCAUGUGACUGAGAAGAAGGAAGCUCUAGGGGAAGUGUUAAAUGGUGAUCGUUUGGUUGAUGCACCAUAUGAGUUAAAUUUCCGGGAGGACAAACAGUCCAUGUCUCUUUGUAAGAAAACUUUGUCCAAAGAAAAAGUUGCAGAGCUCAGAAAUGCAGUCUCAAAGGAUUAUUACUUCCAGAUGUACUACGAUGACCUUCCCUUUUGGGGUUUCUUGGGAAAGGUUGAGAAGGAUAAGCCUGACCCAAGCGAGAACAAGUACUUGCUCUUUAAACACAUUCACUUUGACAUUUUGUACAGUGAUGACCGUGUCAUUGAAAUUAAUGUCCAAACUGACCCAAAUCUGUCUGUGGACAUAACGGAGGAUAAGGAAGUUGAUGUGGAGUUCUCAUAUUCUGUGACAUGGAAGAAAACUGACAUUCCCUUUGAGAAGAGAAUGGAUAAGUACAAGAAGUCUUCUUUUAUGCCCCAACAUUUAGAAAUUCAUUGGUUCUCUAUCAUCAACUCGUGUGUGACAGUCCUCCUUCUGACUGGAUUCCUUGCUACCAUUCUUAUGCGUGUGCUCAGGAAUGACUUCAUCAAAUACUCUCAUGAUGAUGAGUCCCUUGAAGACCAAGAAGAGACUGGGUGGAAGUAUAUUCAUGGGGAUGUCUUUCGAUUCCCAAAGCACAGGUCUUUGUUUUCAGCUGUAAUUGGAUCUGGAACUCAGCUUCUAGCUCUUGCAAUGUUUAUCUUCCUUCUGGCACUUGUGGGGGUGUUUUAUCCAUACAACCGUGGUUCCCUUUUCACAGCUCUUGUUGUUAUCUAUGCUCUUACCUCUGGUAUAGCUGGAUAUACAGCGACCUCCUUCUAUUUGCAACUAGAAGGGACUAAUUGGGUUGGAAAUUUACUGUUGACUGGCUGCUUAUUUUGUGGUCCUUUGUUCCUAACUUUCUGCUUUCUUAACACUAUUGCCAUAGUAUACAGCGCCACUGCAGCCUUGCCAUUUGGUACUAUCCUUGUGAUUAUUCUUAUAUGGGCCCUGGUAACUUCACCUUUGCUUGUGUUGGGUGGCAUUGCUGGUAAGAACAGCAAGACAGAAUUCCAGGCUUCAUGUCGCACCACAAAGUAUCCACGAGAAAUUCCUCAGCUGCCAUGGUAUCGGGGCACUAUUCCUCAAAUGGCGAUGGCAGGGUUCCUUCCCUUUAGCGCCAUCUAUAUUGAGCUGUAUUAUAUAUUUGCUAGUGUCUGGGGUCACAAAAUUUACACCAUCUAUAGCAUACUGUUUAUUGUUUUUAUCAUCCUCAUUAUUGUCACAGCAUUCAUCACUGUGGCAAUGACAUACUUUCAGCUUGCUGUUGAGGAUCAUGAAUGGUGGUGGAGGUCCAUUCUUUGUGGAGGAUCCACUGGUAUAUUCAUCUUUUUCUACUGCAUAUACUACUAUCAUGCAAGAUCAGAUAUGUCAGGAUUCAUGCAAACGUCUUUCUUCUUUGGUUACAUGACCUGUAUCUGCUAUGGGUUCUUCCUCAUGUUGGGGACUGUUGGUUUCCGUGCCUCUCUGCUGUUUGUGCGGCACAUAUACCGUUCAAUCAAAUGCGAGUAAAUUCAAAUCUAGCUCUAGGUCAGGUCAGGUUAUGUGGAUACUCAUUGCGGCUAUAGAAACAACAUUUGCCAUGGCCUAUAUUACCAAACUCUCCCUGCUGAUGGACUAGAUGCUUGUUUUAAGUUUGAUAUAUAUUUUUUGUGUAAACCUACCUCUUCAUUCCGUUUCAAGAACAGGAUGCGACGCCUAAAAUGCGAACGGCAGAAGUAUCAAAUAACUAGGAGAACUUGUAUUAUGAAAAUUUUAGAAUGUUGUUUGUUUGUUAUCA
This is a messenger RNA of Phoenix dactylifera (date palm), 2379 nucleotides long. RefSeq names its product transmembrane 9 superfamily member 2-like. The record is from RefSeq and is a predicted model, not a curated record. NCBI's taxonomy places the organism in Eukaryota, Viridiplantae, Streptophyta, Magnoliopsida, Arecales, Arecaceae. Gene Ontology annotation, biological process: protein localization to membrane. Gene Ontology annotation, cellular component: membrane.